Zea mays is the source of this 672-nucleotide messenger RNA. RefSeq lists its product as uncharacterized. Lineage: Eukaryota; Viridiplantae; Streptophyta; Magnoliopsida; Poales; Poaceae. The transcript is spliced from 2 exons. Bases 262 to 579 code for a protein of 105 amino acids. The record is from RefSeq and is marked validated.
CUAGUUUUCAUUCUAACCAACGAAAAGAGCUCUCCGCUUUUCAUCUGUUGUGCAACUUCCCUCCUGGUUCCUUGACAUGAUGCUCGCUCACUCGUGCACUUCAAUGGCAACUCCUUUUUCCACUCCACCUUUUCCCUUCUUUGCAACUGCUGCUCUGCUUGCUUGCUUAUAAGCACGCACAUUCUGCUGUCAUAUCCGUUGCUUGGUGUCCAAAGCAAGAGCCUCCAACAAGCUAGCUGGUUAAACCAAACCGAGCUCGCCAUGGGUCUCCAGCGGAAGAUUCUGGGAAAGAGAACCAUCCGGCAGGUGUCUGAAGAAGAAGAAGAUGUUAGCAUUCCGCAGCUGGUGGAGCUGCGGCCGCUGAAGCUGAAGCGGUCUUACUCCCACGGCGGCGACGAGGACGAAGAAGGUCCACGGCAGCUCUCGCCGCUGUCGUCGGCGACGGCGAGUGGCGCUGGAACCGAACGCCCCCCGCGCUGCCCGCCGGCGCCGAAGAAGCCGAGGCUGCUGCUAGGGUGUAGCCUGGACGGGUUCAAGGUGCUGCGCGUGAUGGACCUGCGUUGCUUCCUGCGCCGAUGAGCCAAGUGACAUGCAUGUAGCUUUUGAGUUUCGGCUGCAGCAUCCCCGUUACAGUGUCCCAACUCCCAGAGAUGUGUACUAUGCUCUGCUCUG